Abrus precatorius (Indian licorice) is the source of this 671-nucleotide messenger RNA. RefSeq names its product protein transport protein Sec61 subunit beta-like. NCBI's taxonomy places the organism in Eukaryota, Viridiplantae, Streptophyta, Magnoliopsida, Fabales, Fabaceae. Gene Ontology annotation, cellular component: Sec61 translocon complex. The record is from RefSeq and is a predicted model, not a curated record. Gene Ontology annotation, biological process: intracellular protein transport. The transcript has a single exon. Bases 87 to 407 code for a protein of 106 amino acids.
CAUGUUUUCUUUUUGACUCUGCAUUUUCCAACUCCUCUCUGUUUCUUUUCCUUCCUGCAGUUUCCAUCACACUUCAUCUUUGCCACAUGGCCAAAGGUGCUUCUCAGUCUCAGUCCUCCACUUCCACCAACACGCGACCAGGAAUGGUGGCUCCACGCGGCUCUGCUGCCGCCACCGCUGGCAUGCGCCGCCGUCGUAUCGGCGGAGGAAACAACUCCGGCAGUGUCGGAGGAGGCGCCGGCGCCGGCGCCGGAAGCAACAUGCUGAGGUUCUACACGGACGAUGCCCCGGGGCUGAAGAUUUCGCCGACGGUGGUGCUUGUGAUGAGCCUCUGCUUCAUCGGCUUCGUCACGGCCCUCCACGUGUUCGGAAAACUCUACCGCUACAAAUCUGGUCCUGGCGUUUGAUUUUAGGAUCCGAUAGCUAUCGUUUCUGAUCCCCUUUGGAUUUGUAAUUGUAGUUCUGAUCUGUGCCCUAAGCGCUUGAUUUUCGGUUCUCCGUUUCGUAAUUCAACGCUGCGUUUUAUGUUCCCCUUCCCAUUGACUGUUGUUGAAGGAAAAUCGCUUUUGGCUUUUUCUGUGAAAAUACUGUUUUUAUAUUCUUUAAGGACAGUAAUAUUUGGUGAGGUGGCUACUCUUUUUCGUUGUUAUUAAAUACUAACGCUAUGUUUU